AUGGGUCGCACCGUCGACCAGGAGGUGCACGCCGCGUUUGUCGAGUUUCGCGCCAAGGAAGAUGAUAAGUGUCUCUCCGUGCAAUGUAUCUACUGCCAGCAAAUUCGCGCAAAGAACACCUCGCGCCAGAAACAACAUCUCCUCGAGUGUCCCGGUCUGCGCGGUCACCCUAACGCGCCCCAACCUUCCCAGCCCGCCCAGCCAGCCCCUAAUGGAAUCGGCUCUGCCAAUGGCUACCCUGGCACCCCCAAUGGCGCAACGGCCACCGCGACAGGCCCAGCUGGUCCUGGUGCCAUCCCGACUCCUAACGGCACUCUCAUGACCAACGGCGUCAAUCCCCAUGCCACUCCGCUCCAGACCCCGCUGCAAACCCCACUGCAGACCUUGCAGAGUCGCACCGCGAUGCCGACUCCAGGUCCCCCGACUGGCCCUCCUUCUGCUCCGUCUAGUGCUGCGCCUUCCCGCCCGACUCCCAAGCCCAAGUCCAAGAGCUCGACGUCCGCUUUGCCUGCGCCGCCGCUGGACGAUGUGCACGCUGCUUUCGUGGAGUUCCGCGCCAAGGAGGAAGACAAGUGUCUUUCUGUCCAGUGCAUCUACUGUCAGCAAGUCCGCGCAAAGAACACCAGUCGUCAGCGCCAACAUCUCCUCGAAUGCCCUACCUAUCUCAGUGUUAUGAAGGACUCAAUCCCUGCCAAUAACCUGCUGCACACAUUCCCCGAAGGCGAUGUCGCCCGGUCAUUGCAAAUCCCCGCGCCAACGCUGGAGCUGGACUUCCGCAUGAGCAUCAAGAUGAACCCUAAAGUGUCUGUCGGCCCUGGCGUCUGGGGUCAGAGAGAGUGGGUCUCGUUCGUUGGUGGUCAAUGGGCUGGCCGAUGGGGCAAGGGCAUUGUCCUGCCUGGCGGCCAAGAUACUCAGAUCGUUACCAAGGACUCGACUACCAACCUGCGCGCCAGUUAUAUCCUCCAGACCGUUGAUGAGCCACCAGCAUUCAUCAUUGUUCGCACCGAAGGCUGGUUGACCGGUGCCAAGGAUGUUCUCGAGAAGGUUAUUGAUUCCAACAUGGCGGACGGCGUCAACCCCGGCAGCUACAAGUACCGCGUCAACCUUUCCAUGGAAACUGGUGAUGAGCGAUACACCUUCCUGAACACUUUGAUGUGGAUCGGCAGCGGCUGCCGCAGAGGUCACGAAGUCAUCUUCGACUCAUUCCGUGUUAACUAA
This is a messenger RNA of Penicillium antarcticum, 1218 nucleotides long. RefSeq names its product DUF3237 domain-containing protein. The coding region runs from base 1 to 1218 and encodes 405 amino acids. NCBI's taxonomy places the organism in Eukaryota, Fungi, Ascomycota, Eurotiomycetes, Eurotiales, Aspergillaceae. The record is from RefSeq and is a predicted model, not a curated record. The transcript has 5 exons.